AUGUGAUCAGGGCACAAUCGCGCACAUCUUUUACAUACCUGUACUGUGCACCACCUGUCGCUCGCGCCACUGACGCAGCUGGUCAUAUUUGCCAUUCCCUAGAUUUGUUUUAGGUCAACGGCAUAGUUAGAAGAUAUGGGAGUGAAAGCACAGAGUGUCACAAAUGGACAAAACAGAGCAGAAAGCCUUUCGUUUGACUUUACGUCUUGGUGGCGCCACGACAUUAUAUCGACCUGUUUUUCAAACAGACAGAACGUUUGCAUCUCGACCGGACUCGUCUGUUUGUCCGUGCUUCUUUUGAUAAUAUCCUGUUUUAUGCUGGUAUGUCUGAGAUGCAGAGGCCGGGACAGGAAUUCCGGCAAGGAGGCAGCCUGUGUCCUCUACUGUUUCUUUGGCAAUUUGUGCAGCACCAUCGGGGCAUUUCUCUCCAAUCAGCUGGCUCUUCAGGUCAUAAUGGGUGCUUUUAUGGCAGCUGUAGAAGUUAUUCAUUUAAUCUCCAUCUUCCCGAUAUUCUUGCGUUGGAACACCAGAGCAGAGAAGAGGCUGCGGAUGAUUAAGAGGAGGAGGAGGCAGAACUUCAUGGCUGUGUCUCUGCUGUUGGUGGUGGGUGGAGGGAGCUACCUAACCUCCAGGACCAGCCAUGGGCUUGUAGACAGACCUCUCACUGGGAGAAGACUUCUUCUCACUGACCUCCUGCAUGACCGUAUGGAGGUCCUCGGUUACAUUCUUGGUCUGCUCUCUUUUGUGAUUGCCUGGACCUCUAAGUUCCCUGACCUCUCCAGAGCACACAGAGGGGAGAGUUCGAGUGCACACGUGUCCUCUGGUUUGCUGUGCUCUUUGGCCGGUGCCCUCUACACCUCGGCCAUAUUACUUUACGACACCCAGUAUGAGUUUGUACUGAAGGCCAUGCCGUGGCUCCUGGCGUCAACGUGCUGUGCAGCCCUGGAUCUCGCUAUUGUGGUCCUGUCCUGGUGUAGGAAGGGUACCCCUGAGCAGCAGCCUGGAGGGGGUUCUCCAGAUACAGAGAGUCUCCUGGGCGGCUCCUCUCCCCCCAGUCAGCACAACCCCAGUGGGAAGACAAAACAAAAACACCCAUUGGACUUGGAUGGAGCUCCUCCCCGGGUUCUCUCCAGUAAGAAGAAUCUAAAGUUUGCUGACAUGGGGCAUUACAUGGAUGUCAACAUUCAACCUGUGCGAAAGGUGUGUCUAAAGGAGGUGACUCUCUCUAAGGAGGAGGGGGUUUCAGAGAGCCAUCCCCUCAGGAGGACAGUGAGGGUAGUGAGAGUGGAUGAACCCUGCACCUCCGAAACGUUCUCAGACUCCUCAUCCCUCAACUCGGAUCUGGAGUGGGAUUUUGAAGACGCAAAUGCACAGUGGAACAAACUGCUAAAAGAUAACGUGGAUGGGUUUCCCCUGCAAGAAUGGCCGACGAACCCAAGCCCAAAACCCACCUGCAGCUGUGGUGGCAUCAUUUGACAGGCUGGGAAGCGGGUAUAAAGCAGAGUGGGUGAAGUGGUGUGAUAAUUUCAAACACUAGUGAAUGACCUGGUGACACUUCAUUACAUCACAUGGUCAGAUCUGUGUUUUGGUUUGUGAAUAUGAAAGAUAAUUAAAGUGCAAAAAUUGAUCUUCC
Messenger RNA from Oncorhynchus nerka (sockeye salmon), 1633 nucleotides. It is a transcript of the gene tmem44, whose product is annotated as transmembrane protein 44. Gene Ontology annotation, cellular component: membrane. The transcript has 10 exons. The coding region runs from base 136 to 1476 and encodes 446 amino acids. Lineage: Eukaryota; Metazoa; Chordata; Actinopteri; Salmoniformes; Salmonidae. The record is from RefSeq and is a predicted model, not a curated record.